Molecule: messenger RNA, 96 nt
Organism: Parastagonospora nodorum SN15
Lineage: Eukaryota; Fungi; Ascomycota; Dothideomycetes; Pleosporales; Phaeosphaeriaceae
Exons: 2
Coding region: 1-96 (31 amino acids)
Source: RefSeq, a predicted model, not a curated record
AUGCGCAUUCUCAGCUCGAUGCAGGAGAUGGACGGAUCAUUAUCAGGCGAAGCUCAGAGCUCAAGGGCAUGUGCAGCAAUCGAAAUUGCAGUUUGA